AUGGAUGAUCCACAAGAGAAUCCCAAUGGACUCACCAUCAAGAUUUCAACUUCUUCCAAGAAAAGUGGUAAAGAUCACAUUUUAACUCAUGUUUCUUCUUCAAAUCCAUCUCCAAACUUGAAAAACUCCAUUGAAUCAUCCCCUUACAGCUCUCCUCUUGUGUCACCACCAUCAUCUGCAUUUGUUUCAGCUCUUCAGUCACCAUAUAUAUCACCAAGAGCUAUAACUGUAAACACAACUCCACCUCCAGACAAUAAUAAUAAUAAUACAUCACAAUCUGAUCAUGACAUACCAAGUAGCUCAUACACUCCUCCAACUGACCAGUAUGAAUAUUCCGACGAUAUUCCGGCUGAUUCGAGCCUCAAGUAUGUAACUUGUGGAGGAGCAGUUCAAGAUCCUGCUCCUCCACGCUUAUCUUUCUCUUUUCCGGUCCCUCGUAUUUCGUUUAAAGCUUCUGUUUCGCCGGCUGCUUCUAAUGCCAAACUCAGCUAUGAUGUUUAUAUCGGCUUUCACGGCCAGAAUCCGAAUCUUAUUCGCUUCUGCAAAUGGCUUAAAUCUGAACUGGAGCUUCAAGGAAUUGCUUGUUUUGUUGCUGAUAGAGCAAAAUACUGUGAGCAAAGUCAAGAGAUUGCAGAUAGAAUUAUUUGCUCAGUCACUUAUGGAGUUAUAGUAGUGACUAACUCCAGCUUUCUUAACCAUCUGAGCUUAGAAGAGAUUAGAUUCUUUGCUCAAAAGAAGAAUUUGAUCCCGCUUUUCUUUGGCACUGGACUUUCUGAAAUCAUGGGGCUUCUCUACUGCAAUUCAAUAGAUAAAGAGCGGAAAGAAGCAAUCGAUGGACUACUCAACUCUCAUGAAAUCAAAUUGGAAGCUAAUGAAGGUAACUGGAGAGGCUGUAUAGCUAAAGUUACCGGUUCGUUACGAGCUAAGCUUGGUAGAAAGAGUGUCGCUGAGAAUGAUGCAGUAGAAGGAUUCGAGGAGCUUCCGUUCCCACAUAACAAAUAUUUCGUUGGUCGAGAUAAGGAGCUUGCCGAGAUUGAGACUGCAUUCUUUGGAUAUGGGGAUAGUGUUGAACCGAAGUGCUCCAUUCCAGCCAUAAAAGGAGAGACCAGUGGCCAAUCUGAUAGCUUCGAAAAUGAGGAUAGCGAGGAGACUAGGUACAUAAACUUGGAGCUGGCCGGAGGCAAGUGCAAAGAACCGGCAUUAGAAGCUUGGGUGGAACCAGUAACGGGGAGGAAUUCAACAUCGAAAAAGUCCAAAUUCAAGAAAUCAAAAAGUGGAAGCAACAGUGUGUUUUGUAUAAAUGGAAUGGCAGGCAUGGGAAAGACAGAGGUUGCACUUGAAUUUGCUUAUAGAUAUUCUCAGAGAUACAAAAUGGUAUUAUGGAUUGGUGGGGAGAGUAGAUUUUUCAGGCAGAACAUAUUGAAUCUUUCUCGCAAUUUAGGAUUGGAUGUGAGUGCUGAUGGUGAAAAGGAAAGGGAAAGAAUUAGAAGCUUUGAAGAGCAAGAAUUUGAAGCAUUCAAGAGAGUCAAAAGGGAGUUAUUUAGAGACAUACCAUACUUACUUAUUAUUGACAAUCUUGAGACAGAAACAGAAUGGUGGGAAGGAAAAACUUUAUAUGAUUUGAUUCCAAAGAACACCAAAGGGUCACAUGUGAUUAUCACUACCAGACUACCUAAAGUGAUGAAUUUUGAAAUAAUGCAGCUUCAGCCAUUGCCACUAUCAGAUGCAAUGCUGUUAAUGAGAGGAAGAAGGAAAAAUGAGUACCCGAGCGAGGAGCUAGAUUUUCUUCAAAAGUUUGAGGAAAAAUUGGGAAGGUUGAGCUUUGGUUUGUGUGUGAUUGGUUCACUUCUUUCCGAGCUUUCAAUUUCUCCAUCGGCACUUUUUGAAGCUGUGAGUCAAGUUCCGGAUGAUGAUGGUUCUUCGGCGCACUCCUACAUGAGCAUAAACGACGAGCAAUACUGUAAAAACAAUCCAUUCCUUAUGAAGCUUCUGCGAUUCUGUUUAAUAGUCUUGCAACAAACCAAUGGCACAAAGAAUCUUCUCGCCUCAAGAAUGCUUCUUGUCGGUGCUUGGUUUGCUCCAUCGCCCAUUCAAGCGAAUUUGCUGGCAACAUCAGCUAAGAGUAUGUCUGCUAUUGAAAAUAGAAUUAAGCAAUGGACCAAAUGCCUAAGCCUCACAUUUGCUUGCUGUUAUGGUUGUGGAUUAGCACCCCAAAGUGAAGAAGAGUCAGCAAUUCUUCUUGUUAAACUAGGACUAGCACGACGAACCAACAGACAACCUGGCUGUUGGAUUCAGUUCCAUCCUAUAACUCAAGUAUUUGCAAGACGAAAAGAUGGAUUAUCAACUGCCAAGGCCACAGUGCAUGGAGCAAGUAAAAUUGGUAACCCCUUAAUCAACUUUGAUCAUCUAUGGGCAACUGCAUUCCUUGUAUUCGGAUUCAAAUCCGAACCCCCACUUGUCCAACUAAAAGCAGCAGAUAUGGUUUUUUACAUAAAGCGGACAGCUCUUCCGCUAGCAAUCAGAGCUUUCACAAAUUUCUCAAGGUGUAAUUUAGCACUGGAGCUUCUGAAAGUUUGCACUACCGUGCUUGAAGAAGUCGAGAAGUCAUUCGUGUCGCAAAUACAAGACUGGUGUCACGAUUCUCUGUGUUGGAAGAAGAAAAUACAGGGUCAACAAAGAGUGGAUGAAUAUUUAUGGCAAGAUGUUACAUUGCUCAAGGCUACCUUACUUGAAACCAGAGCAAAGUUGUUGCUGAGAGGCGGGCAUUUCGACAGUGGCGAAAAAUUAUGUCGGACUUGCAUAAGUAUCCGGACAGUAAUGCUCGGUCACAGCCAUGCUCAAACCUUGGCUGCACAAGAAACACUAGCAAAGUUAGUAAGAAUGAGAAGCAAAAUAUGAUAUGCUCUCUUACAGAGAGCUCAGUUUAGUUUUGUUUACAUUGUAGCCAUUUCACUUAGAAAUAUAAACAUAAGCUUUCUCUUUA
Messenger RNA from Mercurialis annua (annual mercury), 2983 nucleotides. RefSeq lists its product as uncharacterized. Gene Ontology annotation, biological process: signal transduction; recombinational repair. Lineage: Eukaryota; Viridiplantae; Streptophyta; Magnoliopsida; Malpighiales; Euphorbiaceae. The record is from RefSeq and is a predicted model, not a curated record. The transcript has a single exon. Bases 1 to 2898 code for a protein of 965 amino acids. Gene Ontology annotation, molecular function: ADP binding.